Rosa chinensis is the source of this 2835-nucleotide messenger RNA. Its product is annotated as glutamate receptor 2.8. NCBI's taxonomy places the organism in Eukaryota, Viridiplantae, Streptophyta, Magnoliopsida, Rosales, Rosaceae. The transcript has 6 exons. The record is from RefSeq and is a predicted model, not a curated record. Gene Ontology annotation, molecular function: glutamate-gated receptor activity. Bases 1 to 2835 code for a protein of 944 amino acids. Gene Ontology annotation, cellular component: plasma membrane.
AUGGUGGCCGGAGUCGCCGGGAACUGCAGAACUCGCUUGAGAAGUCUCGGAGAUUCCAGGCGUAGAGUCUCCUUCUCCGUUCAAUGCAUGGAUGAUCUAAGGAUGCAGGGAGGUAGGCGACGCAGAGACGAAGAUGUGGGUGCCCUUGCGCCGUCGUGGGGUGGCCGGAAGUGGAAGUUCCGAUCGGGUCUCUCUGUCGGGUCGUGGUACGUCUCGGUGCUGCAGUCACAGAGUCUUUGUUGGAUAGUGUACAAGGAUGAGAUCCAUGGAAUGAUUGGGUUACCACCGAGCGGUGUGGUAAAGAUUCCUAGUGCUGUGAUACUAGGCAGGGUACCUGUAUCUGUUGUUGAUCUAGCUCUAGAUAUGAUAAACAAUGCACAAGUCCAAGCAAUCAUAGGGCCCGGAACAUCAAUGCAGGCAAACUUCGUUGUUAAUGUGGGAGACCAAGCUAAAGUGCCCAUUUUGACUUUUUCUGCAUCAAGUCCUUCUCUUGCUUCACUCGGGAGCUCUUUCUUUUUCCGACUUACACAAAAUGACUCAAUCCAAGUGAAAGCCAUAAGUGAUAUUGUUAAGAACUUUGGAUGGAGACAAGUUGUUCCCAUCUUUGAAGACACUUCUUAUGGGGAGGGAAUCAUACCGUUUCUAAUCGAUGCCUUGCAAGCAGUUGAAGCUCAUGUUCCCCACAGAAGUGUAGUAGCCACUGAUGAUCAAAUUGAAAUUGAGCUUAACAGGUUAAAAGGGAUGCCAACUAGAGUCUUCAUUGUGCAUAUGAAUCCUCAUCUGUGCUCCAGGCUAUUUGCCAGGGCAAAAAAGAUUGGAAUGAUGAGUGCUGGUUAUGUUUGGAUCAUUGCUAGUGGGAUAUCUAAUCAUUUAAGUUUGAUGAGACAUUCACAUCUAAAUUCCAUGGAAGGUGUAUUAGGUAUACAAACAUACAUUCGAAGAACACUAAAGCUUAGAGAAUUUGAAAAGCGGUGGAAAAUGAAAUUCCAACAAGAGAAUCCAAACGUAACUAAGGUUAAGUUGGAUGUUUACGGAUUUCAAGCUCAUGAUGCUGUCUUUGGACUAGCUAUGGCAGUCGAACAAGUUGGAUAUACAAGCAUUGAAUAUCAAAAGCCAAGUGAUUCCUUGAAGGCAACAGAUCUUGAUGCCUUUAAGGUAUCUCAUUAUGGUAAAAAGCUUGUUGGAGCCCUGUCUGGCGUUAGAUUUGAAGGUUUAGCUGGAGAUUUCAAUGUCGUAGAAGGGCAGCUUCAGUCAUCAACUUAUAACAUAAUUAAUGUAAUUGGUGGUAAAGCGAAGGAAAUUGCGUUGUGGACUCCAGAAAAAAGAAUGGUUCCAACAAACACAAGCAAAAUCUUUACUAAUUCCAAGUGCAUUUUUGGACCCAUUAAGUGGCCAGGUGAUCCUAUCUGUGUUCCUAAAGGAUGGGAGAUCCCAACUAAAGGAAAUAAAUUGAUAAUAGGUGUUCCUGUCAAGAAAGGUUUUGAAGAGUUUGUUAAGAUCACGAAAGAUGUUAACACUAACACAACGACUGUCAAAGGGUUCUGUAUUGAUGUCUUCCUUGCAGCAGUGAAAUUAUUACCAUAUGAUCUUCCUCAUGUGUUCGUUCCCUAUGAAAAUUCCAAUGGCUCGAUGGCUGGGACUUACGAUGAAUUGGUCUAUGAAGUAUUUCUCAAGAAAUUUGAUGCUGUUGUUGGAGAUACUACAAUUAGAGCAAACAGAUCCUUGUAUGUUGACUUUACAAUGCCAUACACUAAAUCUGAUGUAGCAAUUGUUAUGCCAAUCAAAGACAGCACAAGAAAAAAUGCAUGGAUUUUCAUGAAGCCUUUGACAGGGGGCCUUUGGUUGACAACUUUGUGUUUCUUCAUCUUUAUUGGGGAGAGAGUGGUCAGCAACUUGGCUAGAUUUGUGAUGAUUAUAUGGGUAUUUGUUAUGCUCAUAGUGACACAAAGUUACACAGCUAGUCUAUCAUCGCUAUUAACAGUCCAACAACUCAUGCCGACUGUUACUGACUUGAGUGAUCUUUUAAGGAAUGGCGAUGAUGUCGGCUACAUCGAGAAUGCCUUUGUUCGUGAGGUCUUGUAUGAAAUAGGUUUUAAUAAUACCAGGCUCAGGGUUAUUAAAUCCGCGGAAGAUGGUGAUAAAGAGCUCACAAAAGGUACUGCAAAGGGUGGUAUUGCUGCUUUUGUUGGUGGAACGCCAUUGUUGAAGGUUUUUGUUGCAAAGUACUGCUCCAAAUACACUAUAAUUGGACCUAUCUCCAAAACUAAUGGGUUUGCUUUCGUGUUCCCUAAACGUUCACCUCUUGUAGCUGAUAUGUCAAGCGCAAUCCUAAAUUUGACCGAAGGAAAGGAGAUUCUGAAUCUUGAAGCCACUUGGCUAGGGAACGAAAGCAUUUGUCAAGGCUCGAGUUCUGCCAAUAUGUCUGGCAACAGUCUUGGCCUUGAGAGCUUUUGGGGACUAUUCCUCAUUGCUGGAGUCGCUUCUGUAUUAGCUCUCAUAAUAUUUUUUUCUUCCUUCCUUUACGAGCAUAAGCAUGUCCUGAUGCCCUCUAAUUCAAGAGCUUCCAUAUGGAGAAGGAUUCAUGCCUUAAUUGAAAUUUUUGAUGAUAGAGAUGCCAGCUCUUAUACUUUCAGAAGCAGUCAACCGUCUAAUAAAAUCGUUAGUGUUGGCGAUCAUGGACCGAAUGCAUCACCGAUUAGCAACUGGCCAGAAUGCCCCUUCAGCUAUACAAACCAUGGAGAUCUUGACCCUGUAUUUGGAGGUCAACAAACGCCAUCUACAGGUGGAGCAUCUCCGGAACCAGUUCCAACUAUUGAGCUUGCUAUCACUAUUUAA